Messenger RNA from Durusdinium trenchii, 8665 nucleotides. The record is from the annotation of a GenBank genome assembly. Lineage: Eukaryota; Dinophyceae; Suessiales; Symbiodiniaceae.
AUGGCAAAGCAAGUCCGAGGAUACGAAGGGACCUUGCUAGAAGCUAUCGAGGCAGGUGUGGUGCCGCGGCCUGAAAGGUUGCGGUACAGGGAGUGGCUUGCUUGGCGGGCAGCGGAAGGACAAAGGCCUACGCGUCGCCGUGGGGAUAUCUCCGGAACCACUACAAACGGUGAAGAAGCGGAGCUGUGGCGCGAGGUCAUGCGCGCGCUCCAUGAGGAAGACCCAGGAGAAGCAAGUGAAGGAAAUAGCGACAAUCAGGAGGAGGAAGAGCUGCUGAGUGCGGACGACGGGACUGGAAGGGACCGUGCGGCCACCGGCGCCGGGAGAUCGACAGAACAUCCUGACAGGUUUGCGCUGGAGGAUGGGAGAGCGACUCCUGCUUCUUCUACUGUCGGCAACGAAAGUGUGUUCAAGGCACCAGUUACUGCCGAAGCACUUGAGCACGCAAUGGCACGGCCUUACGAUGGGAAUAAAGAAACAGCAAAGAAGUUUGCGCGAAGGGUUUACCGAAUUGCAGAUGUCCUGCAAGAAAUGGGAGCUGAGGUGGACAUGCUAGAAGUGGAGCUCAAGGAACAGCUCGCCUCUCUCAAAGAGUUUUUCCGCGAGUUAUUGUUGGAAGAUCCACCUGAAGAGCAAGAAGGAGAGCAUGAAGCCCGUUUAGAAGUCCUGUUGCAUAUGAUUCAGGAGAGAGGCGGGAAACUCAGCAAAACCAUGGGAAAGGUCUUCUCUUCAAAUGAAGGGACGCCUGAAAAGAGCGGUCCGUCGAAGGUGUUGGACUACACUCCAGCGGGCAGGGGCCGCGGAGAAAGCUCUCCUGUGGGCUUAGGCCACGGAGAUGGGUUUCGAAGCCCAGCUAUCGAGAGGCCAGCCGCAGAAGUGGCGGAUCUCAAGCGGCGCGUCGCCGAGCUGGAAGGAGACGCUCGGUCCGAGGCUAGUAGGGGUGUAGAUGUGAGCGCUUUUGCUGAAGCCAUCGAGAAACAGACGAAAGUCAUGGCCGAAGCACUCGGAAAGAAACAGAAGCGCUCGACCAUUCAAGUCAGCCCAAAAGUCCAUUGGCCCACGUUGGAUGAUGAGUGCAGCGACUACCGGUCAGUCCAGGAGUUCUAUGACUCUUUCGAAGCCACGAUUGGGUUAGCAAAUGAUGGGGACGGGAUGACUGACAUGGAAAAGCUCACCACGUUGAAGGCGUGCUUGAAGCAGCACCGUUUGAAAACGUAUGAGCUGAUUUACCGCAAGAACCUCGGCUCGGGAAUAGUCAAGGAAGAUCCUGGCGAGGUGUACAGGCAAAUCAAAUCCAAACAUUUGAUGUUCUCCGAGACAGCGGAAGAGAAAGAGAUUCGCGUCUUGGAAGAAGGUGAUGCCCUUCAGAAAGGAAAACUCUCCGCCUUCCAGUGGGAAGUGCGAUGGGAGUCUCACCUGGCGGAUCGAGACAGCGUUGGGCUUGGUCUAAACGCGAAGGAAGCCUUGAUCCAAUAUUUCAGGAAGAUUGGGCCCGCGCUUUCCCGCGACGUAAGACGUGACAGACGUUUUCGGCCAGAUGGGUCGGGGGGAAAUGUGUUCCGCGCAGUUGCGACAUGGGAGGAGGCUCAUGAAGUCGUAAAGGAGAUAGAGGAGACAAAUGCAGGACAGAAGGCGCUAAACAAUAGCACGUUUGCCGUCAAGCAGGUUGGAAAGGAUGGCCAGAAGGGAGCAGAUCAGAUUCACGCGCAAGGCUCGGAGUCCUUAGCGGCUAAGGUGUGCUAUGAAAUGCGGGACAAGGGCACUUGCUCCCGCGGAAAGGAUUGCAAGUUCUCCCACGACAAGGCAGUCGUGGACGAGGGAAGAAGGAAAUGGGUGAAAGAAAAGAAGCAGCAAGAACGGCCUUCCGAAGAGCCAGUAGCCAAGUACGAAGGAGGCCGGAAAGGAGGAAAAGGAAAAGGUAGUGGCCGAAAAGGGGCGGAUCAGGCAGGAUCCAAGGGCGGGCAGGACGACCGUAAGUCCAAAGCGUGUAGAUUCUUCAACACUGCCGGUGGCUGCUCAAGAGGAUCCAAGUGCCCGUUUAGUCACGCCUUGCAAAAGGGGUCUGGAGGUCCUCCAGGAAAAGGCAAUUCUGGUCCUCACCUUCAGCUCGCUAACCUCCCGGACCUCCGUGGUGUAGAUGGAACUGGCAGAGGCAUGGAACGCAGUAACCCUUUUGGUUGUUUUGAGCCUGUGGUGUGCAGUGGGAACGGCCGAAGCCAAGCGACCGAAAAGGUGCUGGCUACAGAUCCCAAGGCCAAAGGCAAGAAAGGGAAGGCCGGGAAGCAAGGAAAAGGAAAAGGGAACAACAAUGAUCUGACAAGUCUGGAUCAGCUCCCGCAGCGUUGGUGGACUGAGUCGCCAAACUGCAAAGGGGGGUACCAGUACCAGACAGAGGUCAAAGUGCUGGAUAGGUAUGUCGGAUGCUUAUUGGAUGGCUGCGCAGGGUGUAAUUCAAUCACUGAGGAAGUAGUGAUGGGAGCCAUCCGAGCAGCUUUGCAGCAAGGGAUCGGGCCGGACAGUGAAAAGUUUCCGGUGGCCCAAUUAGAAAGAUGGCCGCAAGAAGAAGUCGUGAUGGGUUUGGCAAAUGACGCCCCUAUCAAGCUGAAGGGUGCGGUCGUGAUGCGCGUUCAGAUGCCUGACGUGAACGGCCAAAAGGUCGAAGAGAUCCUCGUACGGGCAAAGGUAAUCGGCAAAGGGUUGUCGACGUGGCAAGGCCUGAUCCUCGGCGGCCGGGCGCUGGACGCGGUGGAGCGCGGCGGACUGGGUUUUAGGCCAGCAGCGUCGUGCCACGUGUUUGACGGCUUGGGAGUGAAAUUACCUAGAAAGGAGGAGAUGGAGCCGUUUCCAGACCGUGCCUAUCCAUUUGUCUCUAUCCCAAAGACCCUGUUCGAUCAGGCAUGGGAUCCGGACGAAGAAGGUGACGAGGUCAAGAUGGAAGGCGAAGUGUUCGUCAGUGAAGAGGACCUCGUGAUGGAGCCGAUGACAGGGGACUGGAUCAGAGUUGUGGAAGCAGCAGCCUGGAUCUCAGGUCCAGAGUGUGAGGCAAAUGGCAAGCCGCAAGUGGUGCUGCUCCUAGCAGGCCUCAUGGCGUUCUUGACGGCAGGGGUUGCGGCCGAAGGCGCGCCCGAAGCUGUAAGUAAAGGAGUGACAUCUACAUGGAAGCCGGCGCAAGAAACAGUUUUUCACAUUGUAGAGACUCCAGGGGCUUUGGACCUCAUGGCGGAGGAGAGUCCAACGGACGAGUACUAUCGUCUCUUACGGGAGGAUAUGGAGAAAAGGUAUCCGGAAGCCUCAAUCCAUCUGUUGGACCACCUUGAAGCCCUGGAGUCCUUCCUAGAUCGGAGUAUCGUCGCAGGGAUGACGUUUGGCAUAGACAAGGCAAGCGUCGCUGUUGUGGAAGGCGAGAAUAUCAGCCAUUACAAUCCCCAUGUGAUCGUGGCAGCAGGUCAGGGCGCCGUCAUAGGAUUGGCAGCGGCGUCCCCGGUAGUAGUGGAGACGGUGAUGCUGUCCAGAAAUAUUCAGCAAGGAGAAGCCCACAAACUAGCGACUGCUUGGGCAAAAGUGAAAAUCAUUGCAGGAGUCAACCCGAGGAUUAGCAAAGCAAAUCCAGGUUGUGAGUUGCUCAAGGAAGCCUGCCCGGAGAUGUUCAAGCCACAUCCCCUGGAAAGUAUUCCCCGACUAGGCCUCUUAGAAGGAGAAGUUCCGAGGAAAGAGGAAAUCCGGGAAUUCCUGGGAGCGGCAGGAGUAGUGCUGGUGGAGACGUGGGAUUCGAUCUUGUGGAAGGGAUGGCUGGAAAAGCCUUCAAAAGAUAUUUGGGAGCAUGGUGGGUUGUGUGCCUGCGGUCGGAGGACGCGGCUUUUCGGGCAGUGCAUGGAGUGCAUCGCCCAAGAGCAUUCCGAAGAUAAGCUUGCAAGGGCUUUGAAAGAGGAAGAAGAAUGCGUCGAAGAAGACCAGGGAGCUAAACGAGAAGGGCUCAUACAGAGUUUCAAUCUCAAGGCAGAGAUAGAGAGAGAUGAAGACACGGGGUUGGAGAAGUUGACGAAAGGAGCAGAGGAUUGGCUGGAUCAGAGAUACCGAGAAAGGGAAGCUGUGGCAGAAGAGGCCAGAGGAGCUUCAGGCUCUCGGCUCGGAGUAGGCCAAGACUUAAGGAACGCUUGGUUCAAAGAUCAAAGAAGCGAUCCCAAGCUGCUUCCAAUCAUCCAAUCUUGUUGGAAGAAGAAGGAAUCCAGAUUCCGAAUUGCAGAUGAUGGACUGCUGGAGAGACUCGUGCGUAAUGUGGACGGAACAGGCAGUGGCAGUGAAGCCUUCUUGGUUGGAGUGUUGGGAAGAAGUCGCGGUGGAUUUCGAAGGCCCUGCGAGCUGGGUGCUACGGAACGAAUCCACCAGGAAACCCAGAAAGUGUUAGGUUUGAUGGUGCACGAUGUGUGCAAGGCGAGACCUCACGAAUGGGGUGAGCUCUUAGGAGUGGUGGAGUUUGUGUUGGAUACCACCCCUGGGCCGUCAGGGAUUGCGCCUCGAGAUUUUGAAAGAGGCUGGAGUAUAGCGUGUCCUCUGGAACGAGAACUCUUAGGUCAAUCAGUGUGGGAAUUUGAGCCCGUAGAAGAGCAUACAAAGAAACUGUUCAGGUCUUAUCGGGAGAUCCGUGUGAAGGUGCUGGGUUGGUAUGCAGCCUCUUCUGCCAAAAGGGCGGAACGAGCCAACAGGUUCAGAAAGGUCAAGGUUGUGGAGAUCGGAGACCUCGUGGUCUAUCGCGACCCGCGCCUCCGAUCUGGAGGGCGAACGCCUUGGCGCAAGCAACUUUCUGAACCCUAUCGAGUCGUAGCGCAGAGAGGUAACCGUGUGGACCUGGAGUCACCGGUUGAGGGCGGCGUUCGUGGGGGUACGUCUUCUUCUGCGCGUCGCCUUCUUCGCGAUGUGCACAUGGAGGAUUUGUUGCUCGUGCCACCGGACGCCCUAGAAGUGGAAGCAAAAGCAGCGUGCCAGUUUGAAACUGAGGACUCCCCCAUGGCAGUCCGCUCACCCGGAAUGAUGUUAGAGGAACGCGGGCGAGCGACAGCUGCCGCGGAAGGCGUAGUGCCAGGGAGGGCGAAUAAAAGAACAAGCCAAGGAAAGCUUGCGUCACUUCGUGUUGGGAGUUUGGUUGCGUACGCCGCCGAUAGCAUUCGGGCAAACGCGCCGGACAACAAGCACGUCAAACGGUGCAGAGUGGGGCAGGUACGAGACAUUCACCCAGGGGUGCAGCAGCUACAAGUGCAUAGGUACCAACCGUUUGCCGAUGGCAGGUUGAGAGUGUUAUGGAAGCCCAUCUACUUGUCGGCUGGUACGAAAGAAGAGACUUUUGAAGCCUUGGGGAAUGAGCCGCUGAUCGAAGCAGUUUUCCUGCAGCGCGUGAUCACCGAAGUGUUCCUGAACAGUGGCGUAGUGAAUCAUGCUUCAGCGCGGCGGAUUGAUGCCAGCGGCUAUCGAAUCGAUGAGCGGAAGUCGCCAUCUUUGGUUAAAGAAAUGGAGCAACUCCAUUGCGCUGCGGUCCAGCAGUCAUGGGUGCAAGCCCAUGCGACAUUAGUGGCCGUAACUAGCCCUGAACGAACGUUGGAGCGACCAGAAAAUGGCUACGGUAUAGGCGGCCUAGAAGGAGGACCAGAGCUCGAGGCGUUGUUGGAGCAGAAGCACCAGGAGGCAUCCAGGAAGUGGAAGGCAUUUGCCUCAGCGAAGCAGUGGGACGAAGCGAUCGAACGAUCUUCAGUGCAGGAGCAGCAGAUCACGGAAGCUUUAGAAGCCUGCGGAUUUCGCUCUCGCGGCCUGGGCGCAGAAAGCAGUCCAAGCCAACAACUGGUAGGCGAUAGGAAGGGUAACAAGGCAGGGGACGAGCGACUACUGACCUGCGGGCGCACCCUGCCGCGGUCCGUGAGUAUGGGCGGAGAAAAGGGCAAGGGCCGAGGAAAGUUCAAAGGCCUCUGGGAUGUUUGGGCGGGGCAGUGGAAUGUUGACGAAGUCAGCCGAAGGAUCACGAAGCUGCUCCGGCAUGGGAGAGACCUCUCAGAGCAAGAGAAGGUGCAGCAGAUCAGCGCGGCUGGGUGGUCUGCCGCAUCUUUCGUGCUGCGGUGCCUCAACAUCAUCCCAGAUCAAACAACGGAUGAGCUGUUAGUGAGAGCGGCAAAGGAGUCUGGAGGGCGUCUGGAGACCAACUGGACGUCAUUGGGGCUCUACAUCCGGGCGCGUCAUAGCUGGAGUCUUCCCCACGUGAGGGAAGGAUUACCCCUGGCGAUUUUGGAGCAAGAGCCCUCUGUCUUGUUCCACGGAACCUCGCGUGCCGCCUGGCAAGGGAUCUUGGGGUCUGGCGCUCUGGUCUCAGAGGCAAGUAAUGCAGGUUCAAGGGCCAGAGAAGAGAGCCCAGAAUCUUAUGAAGAAGGAGAGUCGUCGUAUGACGAGGAAGAUGAAAGCGAAGCAAAGAAGAAGCCAGGAGAGAGUUCCGCCGAAGGCUCAGAGGAGACGGCAGGUCCUGGAACCGCUGAGGCUACAGAAAAAGGGGGUGGAGAACGCCCGGGGCCGGCUUUUCCACUGCCGACAGAGCCUAAAGCAGGGCUGCCGAAAGUAGCUGCUGCGGACAGUGCCGGGACCAGUGCCGAAAAGGAUUCGCCUCUGCAAGAGGACAGGCCACGGAGUUCGCAAGGAACAGCCGCGAUACGGUAUAAGGCUGCUCCGGCGUGUUUGAAGGCCACAGUCAAGCAAGAAGUCCUAGAGAGCGAGAGGCCUAGUGGUGCGGCGGCAGCGGAGUCAGUGACAGUGGAGAAGGGGGCCACCAAAGAAGGGAGCUUAUCCCAUGAAGUAGCGGAAGUAAAGGAGGAACCUGGAGCGGCUCAGAGCGUCCAGGAAGAGAGCGUGAAUGAAGGACCUGGUGCGGCUCAUUGCGCCCAGGAGGAGAGCACGGGUAAAGGAAAUCCGAGCGAAGAAAUUCGUGAAGGAGGGGACCAAGUCGAAGCCAGCAGUUCGAGAAAGACAAAGGAACUUGGGCCUUCCGCUGAGCAAGUCAAGAAGGAAGCGGAAAUGACGGUCCCGGUCGGGCAGGAUGGGGCAGUAGUCGAGCUGGAACAGAAGCCAGACUCUUCACCCGAUUGGGGAACUUCUUCAGCUUCGGAGAGCAGUCAAAGAUCCCGGAGUACCCGUCGGAAGCCCAGUCCGACUAGAGAAGCAUCCAGCGGUCAGGAUGACGCGGAUGGAUCAGCCCGUCAGGUGGUCUUGCAGGCGAGGCCAGCAGAGCCGGCAAUGCCACCAGAAGGGGCAGCAGGAGUACGUAGCUCCACGGCGUCCCGUCGAGACGCCGUGCGGGCGCAUAUGGAAACGCGCGGAUCAGUGACGUGCCCGAGGACAAGCCACUGCAUCGAGCUCGGAGGACUGGCGACAAGGCUCAUGGGCUUCGCAGGAUUGGCAGAACGACGCCUGGGCGCCGGAACGCUGGCAAGGUGGCGAGUGGACGUCGCAAGACUGGGGAAGCGGAUGGAAGAGAAAGUACGAUCCGACGUCCGGAACGGACGAGAACCAUCCGUACGCGCAUGCCGGCAGGCGUGGGCAGUUGGCCUAGGGGCGACGCUCCUGUUGGAAGUGGCGUGGUCAGGCGUGAGAGUCGCCCGGCAGACAGGGGAGAGCGCUGCGGCCAUAGUGCGCGCGCUCGAAGGAGCUGUCGUGGCGGUUGUAGAAGCCGCCGGAGUACAGGCAGAAGCGACCGUUUCCAAGGUGUUCGAAUGGAUGGCCUUGAUCUUGGCCUUGUGGGCUGUCUGGGCUUUGGGUAGAUGGUGGAAGCACCAAGAAAUGAUGAUGGCCGGGUUUAGCGCUGGGAAGAAGCGUGGGAAGAGAAACACCGAUGCCGGAAAGAAGGGUGAACCCGAAGGGCAAGAGUUGUCGCCCCUAAGUGCACGAAGUGCCGCUUCACCUCUGCCCGCACCAAAUUUUCGAACACUUCGCGCGAAGGCUAGGCUUGAGGAAGAAGGAAGAAGAACGAGAUCGUUUCCGGCUCUCCCGCCUUCCACCACGACCCCAGUGCAGACGACAGGUAAGAGAAGAAGAAAUCAGAGACUGGCUGGAGUUGAAACUCCUUCGAUGAGCCCGGUCGGGAAAGAAAAGACCACCAAAGAUCCAGCGGCCCAGUCGAGGGCGCGGACUGAUGACCGUUCGGUGGUGCCAGAGAAGCCGAUAGGGGCAGGACCAAUCCGAACAAUCGAGCUGCUGCGAAGUGCUACCGAGGCGCAAGAGUGCGCAGUACAAGUGCUGACCUCUUGUGCGGCCGAGAGCGCCAAGAAGGAAGUCAUGGUUCGGCUCACGGCGUACGCCAUCGACCGGCCGGAGUUGUUCGGAGCGCUAAAAGUAGCGCAAGAUAGAGGAUGCGACGUCGAGGUGUAUGUUGAUAAGUCGCAGACCGGACGAACCACAGAGCAGAAAAGGUUGGUGCACCAGGCAAGGUCCCAAGGCUUGAAGAUCUUCAUUGCAAAUGGGGAAAGCCUGGGGCCGCACUAUGCGGCAGCAGGGCGGACGCGUUACAACUUCUGUGGAGCAUUGCAUGGAAAGACCCUAAUGGUCAAGAAAGGUGACCAACUGGAGCUCAUUAUCGGCUCCAUGAACUGGACCACUGCUAGCCGGGGAAACCAUGAGAUUGGACUUCAUUUGACAUUAG